GCAGUUCUUCGUAAAGCAAUCGCUAUUCCGCACCGUGUACGCUCCGUUGCUUUGGCCUGUCAAGUCACCUUCCUUCACAAUGACUUUCGCCUCCGCUAUCUACCAGACCUUCAUUCGCAAGAAUGCCGUCUACCUGACGACCAUCUUCGCCGGCGCCUUUGCCUUUGAGAUCGCUUUCGAUACUGCUUCCAACAAGGUGUGGGACUGUCUCAACCGUGGUCGUCAAUGGAAGGAUAUCAAGUACCGGUACUUGAACAACGAGGAAGAUGAGGAGUAAAGGUGGUCUAUUUCCUUAAGCGAGGAGAUGCGCGCAACGGAGGCCAUACCUCUCGACACCAGCCCAUGAUAUCUCGGCAGAGCUGAAGGAGAUAGAGAGAGGAUGUAAUAAUACAGACAAUUGUUUAUUACAUAUCCUUUCCAUGGUGUCAUACUGUACAAAAUAGGAACUCGACAUAUUUAUGCGGUAGACGCGAGGCUGCCAUUUUUCAAUUUCCCCAUGCCCCGAUCGCGUAAGGUGUGCGUACAGUGCACAUGCAUGGUAUGAGGCAACUGUGAUAGCCGGAGGUACACAGGGGAUAUCCAUCGCCAAUUAGACACUAAAUACAAAGGCAGUCUGCCCUGAGCGCGGUGGCAUAGUUAAG
Messenger RNA from Monascus purpureus, 641 nucleotides. NCBI's taxonomy places the organism in Eukaryota, Fungi, Ascomycota, Eurotiomycetes, Eurotiales, Aspergillaceae. The record is from the annotation of a GenBank genome assembly.